AUGGCGCUUAUUGUCGACAAACACAGGCCAAAGUCACUAGAGGCUCUGACAUACCACCAGGAGCUGUCUGAAAGACUUCGUUCCCUUGCCCAGAGCGGAGAUUUCCCCCAUCUGCUGGUGUACGGCCCGUCUGGCGCUGGCAAGAAGACACGCAUUGUCGCUACCCUGAAGGAGCUGUACGGACCCGGCGUAGAAAAGAUCAAGAUUGACGCGCGUGUCUUCCAGACUUCAAGCAACCGGAAGCUUGAGUUCAACAUAGUCGCGUCGAACUACCACCUCGAGAUCACACCGUCUGACGUCGGAAACUAUGACAGAGUUGUCGUCCAGGACCUGCUGAAAGAGGUGGCACAAACACAACAGGUUGACCAGUCAGCGAAGCAGAAAUUCAAGGUCGUAGUCAUCAAUGAGGCCGACCACCUGACAAGAGAUGCCCAGGCGGCGCUGCGUCGGACGAUGGAGAAGUACUCUCCCAACCUGCGACUGAUCCUCCUCGCCAAUUCGACUGCAAACAUUAUUGCACCCAUUCGAUCGAGAACGCUCCUUGUCAGAGUGGCUGCACCGACCCAUGAGCAGAUCUGCGAUGUCCUGGCAGUGUCGGCGAAGAAAGAGAACUGGCCCUUGGUCAAGGGUCUGCACAUGAGGAUAGCCCAGGAGAGCGGCAGGAAUCUGCGACGAGCUCUGCUCAUGUAUGAGGCUGUCCACGCACAAAACGAAAAAGUUACGGAUACCACGCCGAUUCCCCCACCAGACUGGGAGGCUCUGAUCAGCCAGAUCGCGAGGGAGAUCAUCGAUGAGCACACCCCAGCUCGGAUUCUCCAAGUGCGGGCGAAGCUGUACGACCUUUUGACGCAUUGCAUACCGCCGACGACGAUUCUCAAGACCCUCACCUUCAAGCUCAUCCCGUUGAUCGACGACGCUCUGAAGGCCGAGGUGAUUAAGUGGUCGGCAUUUUACGAGCACCGAAUCAGGAUGGGCACGAAGGUCAUUUUCCACUUGGAGGCAUUCGUGGCCAAGUUCAUGAGAAUCAUGGAAAUGUACUUGAUGAGCAUGGAUUUGUGA
Colletotrichum spaethianum is the source of this 1059-nucleotide messenger RNA. Its product is annotated as replication termination factor 2. Gene Ontology annotation, biological process: DNA repair; DNA-templated DNA replication. Gene Ontology annotation, cellular component: Rad17 RFC-like complex; nucleus; Elg1 RFC-like complex. Bases 1 to 1059 code for a protein of 352 amino acids. Gene Ontology annotation, molecular function: DNA clamp loader activity; DNA binding; ATP hydrolysis activity. NCBI's taxonomy places the organism in Eukaryota, Fungi, Ascomycota, Sordariomycetes, Glomerellales, Glomerellaceae. The transcript is spliced from 3 exons. The record is from RefSeq and is a predicted model, not a curated record.